AGAAUUUGCCAAAGGGCGGAGAAUACUAUUCAGCCACGGAUUGAACAUAUCAUCGCUGAUCUUCUGGAAGCGAUUGGAGAAAGUCCGACCCGCCAGGGUCUGAGAGAUACCCCCCAGCGGGUAGCUCGUAUGUACGGCGAACUUUUCUCCGGUGUGGGCCUUGACCCCAAAGAUGCCAUUGACGCCGUUUUUGACGAGGAGAGCGCCGACCCGGUAAUUCUGCGCAAUGUCUCCUUUUAUUCCGUGUGCGAGCACCACCUUCUGCCCUUCUUUGGCUCCGCCAGUUUGGCUUACGUCCCCAACGGCCGCAUCGCCGGCAUCAGCAAGCUUGCCCGCUCCCUUGACUUGGCCUGCCGCCGUCCCCAGGUACAGGAACGCUUGACCGGUCAAGUUGCCGACGCCAUCCUGACGGCCCUCACACCCCAGGGUGUGGCGGUAGAACUGGAAGCGGAACAUCUCUGCAUGGCCAUGCGCGGCAUCCAGAAGCAAGGAGCGAGGGUGGUCACCACUGCCGUCAGGGGCGAAUUCCCCGAUGGCCGCUGGGACGGGAACAGUCUGUUGGCCCUGUUGCGGAGGGAUUCCUGA
Geodia barretti is the source of this 585-nucleotide messenger RNA. The record is from the annotation of a GenBank genome assembly. NCBI's taxonomy places the organism in Eukaryota, Metazoa, Porifera, Demospongiae, Tetractinellida, Geodiidae.